Molecule: messenger RNA, 1790 nt
Organism: Xiphophorus maculatus (southern platyfish)
Lineage: Eukaryota; Metazoa; Chordata; Actinopteri; Cyprinodontiformes; Poeciliidae
Gene: rerglb
Product: RERG like
Exons: 5
Coding region: 654-1274 (206 amino acids)
Molecular function (GO): GTPase activity; GTP binding
Source: RefSeq, a predicted model, not a curated record
AAGUUGUUCUCCCACGAAGACCUCGUUUAUUAAAGCAAAUACAUUUAUUUUAAUCGCCGACGUGGAACAAUUCAAUCGAACAACGAUCGGCUCCGAAUCUGCCAGGAGGAAACGAGCUUCGUUAUCGUUGGUGUAUGAAGAAUAACAGAAAGGCUCACAGAUGGCAGUGAGUCUACAGUUACACUGUUAAGGGCAGGAUCAGCAAAAUAGGUUUAGUCAUUCUUGGCCUUUGAGUGACCCCUGUGUGGGAGGGGGCAGAGACAGAAGAGACAUAUAAGAAAUAAAGCAAGGGGGGGAAAAAGGAAGACGGAAAUGAAAACAGAGUGAGGGGCAGCGAGGGGAGGGAGAGAGCUGUAGGAUAACAGAAAGGGAGAAAACAGACACGGGAGAGAGAGAGACAUGUACUGUAGAGCUCCUGGAAACAAAAGGAGGGAGGGGGAUUGCUUCGUCGUCUCUCUUCUCUCCCUCUGGCUUUAAAAAGUGAAACAACUCUUUGAAGAGAGGAGGUGGAGUUGGUGGGGGCACAGUGCUGCACCUUCACCAUCCUGUCUGGACCGUCAGGAGUAUAUAAUGCACGGACGCGGACCUGAAUCCCAGACGCAACGCGGAGCUGCAAACGGACAACCAGCCGAGGACCCGACGCCACGACGACCAUGAACGACGUCAAGCUGGCCCUGCUGGGAAGCCAGGGGGCCGGCAAGUCAGCUGUCCUUGUGCGAUUCUUGACCAGACGCUUUAUUGGUGAAUACGCCUCGAAUGCAAACUCUUUGUACCAUAAGAGGCUGUCGAUCGACGGCAGGCAGCUGAACCUCGAAGUGUUUGACCCCUGCUCUCAGCAGAGCUCCGAGGCCCGGUGCAUCCUGGAGGAGCCAGUGGACUGGGCAGACGGUUUCGUGGUGGUGUACAACAUCAGUGACCGCUCCUCCUUCAUCAACGCCAAAAGCAUCCUGCGGCAGAUCCGGGAGGCGCGCACCGACAGCUGCAAAGGGGACUCUGACGUUCCCGUGUGCCUGGUGGGUAACAAGCAGGACCUGUGCCACGUCCGGCAGGUGCGAGAGGACGAAGGCCGCAGCCUGGCGCAGGAAACCCGCUGCCACUUCCAGGAGGUGUCGGCGGCUGAGAGCUACCAGGACAUCGCCGGCCUCUUCACCCGGCUCAUCCGGCAGGUGAUGGAGCACCUCAAGUACCGAGCCGACCGCCGGCGCUACAGCGGCUCCAAGUCCAUGGCCAAGCUCAUCAACAACGUGUUUGGCAAGAGGAGGAAAUCAGUGUGAUGGUCCCAGUAUGAGAUGACAACAUAGUCAAGCUGGGUGAACUGGGAGGUUGCUUCUUUUUUUUUCUUCUUCUCCUUUUCCAACAAAGCCAUAGUCGAGGCAAGCAGCAGAGCUUCGUGUUCGUUCAGUACCGUUGAAACGUACUCUUGAACAUCUCCACUUCUCACGUUACGGCCACGACUUUAAUCUACUUUCUUGGGAUUUCGUGUAUUAGACACAUAAAGUGGUGCGAAACUGUAAAAUGAAGCUUGGUUUAUGAAUAUUUUUUGCAAAUGAAACCUCCUCUUUGGCCAAACUUAGGUUUAGUCAGAGAUUUUUAAUUGGAUUUAGCUGUAGACAUUGACUAGGCCACAGGAGCACCUGAAUAUGCUUUGAUCUAAAGCAAAACAGCAGCAAUGUCAUAAUUACAAAUUACAAAUGUCAACAUUUCUAUUUUAUUUUUCUUUUGCUAAUGUUGAAAAAACAAUCUUGCAAUUGUGGUAUUUCCGUUAAAUAAAAAAAACGCAUUUAAAACCA